AUGUCUUCCUUUUCAAGUCGCGUUAUUUUCUUUCUUAUUCAUUGCGUGGUGCAUCUCGUGUUUUACGUUGUUCCAGAGACACUGUUUAAUCUGCUUUUCCGCUGGCCCAUAUGUCUACUUGAGUGGAUGAUUGGGGAAAAGGAGUUUACACUUGCAGCGUGGAAGGAGCGACGCAUCGCAGCUGUCGGAUCGCGGUGUAGUUCUGCCAUUUAUGACUCCUUUGGGUUGGGCUCCUGCACGAUGUACGAGGGGCCUAUGUACGGUGGUCACGUGCACACCAUUCUUGGGUCUCUGCGUCCAUCCUGUAAGGUUGACUACACCCGUGAGACGGUGACUGCGGAGGAUGGCAACUCACUCUGCAUCGACUUCUUUCCCCUGAUAUCAGCCAGUGAAACAGCCGUGAGGGGGUUGGUGCUGAUUCUCCCAGGGCUAUUGGGUUGUUCACAGUCAACCUACGUACGGCGCGCGGUGACCCUGCUCUCUCGAGAGGGCUUUUAUGUUGCGGUGCUGAAUACACGUGGAGUUGAGGGUGCCCCUCUGGAGAAGGCGCAGAUUUUUGGCGCUGUGUUCACUAUGGAUCUCCGCCAUGUUCUUAAAAAUCAUUUUUCCUCAACACAGGUUCAAGAGCGGCUUAAGUGCCGCCAACCAAAACCUUUGAUUGCGCUAGGAUUCUCAUUUGGUGGUGUUGUCUUGUGCAAGUAUCUCGGAGAACAGGGGCUCCGGAAGGAACCGAGCCAGCUGAGAGCGGCCAUUGUCUUCAAUUCACCGUAUGAUUUAAACGAGGCUGACGACGCCAUGAAUCAUUCACUGUACGGGCAUUCGUUUGCCAAGGAACUGGUUGCGUACGCGGACCGUCACAAGACUGUCAUGAAGCAACUACCUCUUGUAGAUACCGAGCUACUGUUCGAGGGGAAUCACCCGCUUUUGUACCGACUGAGGUCGGUUGCUCAGUUUGACUGCCACGUCACUGCCCCGCACUUUGGCUUCCGUUCACCUGAAGAGUACUACAGUGCCGCAAGCUGCUUUGUUUCACUGUUAACGGCGCAGGUUCCCGUCUUAUGUAUCGCCGUUCGCAAUGAUCCCAUCUGCGGCAAACCACCAAACAUCCGUCGCUGGGAGAAACUCGCAAACACUAAUGCAAAUGUGACGUAUAUCGAAAUGCCAUCCGGAGGGCAUAUGGGAUACCUUGGCAAUCCGAUUGCAGAGCUGCAACAAAAGGCAAACGAGGGAGAGCGGCUCAUUCUUUGGGCUUUGCAGUGCUUUUGCAAAAAUUAUUUAGCUGAAACGGAACUCGGCGUGGGGUCUAAAAUUGCCUUGUAG
Molecule: messenger RNA, 1320 nt
Organism: Trypanosoma rangeli
Lineage: Eukaryota; Euglenozoa; Kinetoplastea; Trypanosomatida; Trypanosomatidae
Exons: 1
Coding region: 1-1320 (439 amino acids)
Molecular function (GO): monoacylglycerol lipase activity; short-chain carboxylesterase activity
Source: RefSeq, a predicted model, not a curated record